Callithrix jacchus (white-tufted-ear marmoset) is the source of this 1875-nucleotide messenger RNA. NCBI's taxonomy places the organism in Eukaryota, Metazoa, Chordata, Mammalia, Primates, Cebidae. The record is from RefSeq and is a predicted model, not a curated record.
AGAAUAGAGUGGACGGAAAGUCGGAGAGACCGAAAGGGUUGGGGGUGGGAGUAGCGGAUUUGAAGCACUUGUUGGCCUAGCGAGGCGUGGGAAGCAGAGCGCAUACUCAGGCGUGCUGCCCGCCGCCCGAGUCCUGCGAGGGCAGAUAGCUAGGGUGUAGCCCUUAUCUGCACCCAGAGGAGCGCCGGCGGGGUACGGUGCUAGGACCUCGACCUCCUCUCUCAUUUUCUCUCAUCCCUACCUCUUGUGGAAGCUAGAUGGAUCCUGGCCCGCCGAUUGUGCCUCUUCCCCUCCCUUCCUGACCUCUCAACGGCGGCUGCAGGAGGUGCUGCAGUGUCUCUCUUGUCGCCAGGUUGUCCUGGUGGAGAGCAGUGAGCGUCUGGGAGGCUGGAUUCGCUCCGUUCGAGGACCGAAUGGCGCUAUUUUUGAGCUUGGACCUCGGGGAAUUAGGCCAGCGGGAGCCCUAGGGGCCCGGACCUUGCUCCUGGUGAGAGGCUUGUGGGUGUCCAGGAGAGGCUGUGGAGGGGCUUUAACUGGGGAAUAGAGUUUAGGAGAGGAAGUAUGUUUGGUGGGUCAGACCUUCCCUUAGUUUCUCCUCUUCUGAGGGCAUGUGGAGAGCAGGUUUCUGAGCUUGGCUUGGAUUCAGAAGUGCUGCCUGUCCGGGGAGACCACCCAGCUGCCCAGAACAGGUUCCUCUACGUGGGCGGUGCCCUACAUGCCUUACCCACUGGCCUCAGGGGGCUACUUCGCCCUUCACCCCCGUUUACCAAACCUCUGUUUUGGGCUGGACUGAGGGAGCUGACUAAGCCCCGGGGCAAAGAGCCUGAUGAGACUGUGCACAGUUUUGCCCAGCGCCGCCUUGGACCUGAGGUGGCGUCUCUAGCCAUGGACAGUCUCUGCCGUGGAGUGUUUGCAGGCAAUAGCCGUGAGCUCAGUAUCAGAUCCUGCUUUCCCAGUCUUUUCCAAGCUGAGCAAACCCAUCGUUCCGUAUUACUGGGCCUACUGCUGGGGCCAGGGCGGACCCCACAGCCAGACUCAGCACUUAUUCGCCAGGCCUCGGCUGAGCGCUGGAGCCAGUGGUCACUUCGUGGAGGUCUAGAGAUGUUGCCUCAGGCCCUUGAAACCCACCUGACUAGUAGGGGGGUCACUGUUCUCAGAGGCCAACCAGUCUGUGGGCUCAGCAUCCAGGCAGAAGGGCGCUGGAAGGUAUCUCUAGGGGACAGCAGUCUGAAGGCUGACCACAUUAUUAGUGCCAUUCCAGCUUCAGUGCUCAGCAAGCUGCUACCUGCUGAGGCUGCACCUCUGGCUCGUGCCCUGAGUGCCAUCACUGCUGUGUCUGUAGCUGUGGUAAAUCUGCAGUACCGAGGAGCUCAUCUACCUGUCCAGGGAUUUGGACACUUGGUGCCAUCUUCAGAAGAUCCAGGCGUCCUGGGAAUUGUGUAUGACUCAGUUGCUUUCCCUGAGCAGGAUGGGAGCCCCCCUGGCCUCAGAGUGACUGUGAUGCUGGGAGGUUCCUGGUUACAGACGCUGGAGGCCAGUGGCUGUGUCUUAUCUCAGGAGCUGUUUCAACAGCGGGCACAGGAAGCAGCUGCCACACAAUUAGGACUGAAGGAGCUGCCGAGUCACUGCUUGGUCCAUCUACACAAGAACUGCAUCCCCCAGUAUACACUGGGUCACUGGCAAAAACUAGAGUCAGCGAGGCAAUUCCUGGCCGCUCACAGGUUGCCCCUGGCUCUGGCUGGAGCCUCCUAUGAGGGGGUUGCUGUUAAUGACUGUAUAGAGAGUGGGCGCCAGGCAGCAGUCAGUGUCGUGGGCACAGAACCUAACAGCUGAUUUCCAACUCUCACUCAUGGAAAUAAAAGUUGCUGGAGCUUG